AUGGGUCGUCUUCACAGCAACGGAAAGGGUAUAUCCGACAGCGCCAUCCCAUACUCGCGCGCACCGCCAGCAUGGCUCAAGACCACCCCCGACCAGGUCGUUGACCAGAUCUGCAAGCUCGCAAGAAAGGGUGCCACCCCUUCGCAGAUUGGUGUCGUCCUUCGUGACUCCCACGGUGUUGCUCAGGUCAAGGUCGUCACUGGUACGUGAGGAGACGAAUUUUGGAGCAUGAGUUUGGAUACUGACUUUGCGCGCAGGUAACAAGAUCCUUCGUAUCCUGAAGUCCGAAGGUAUGCCUAGUCCGCACCUCGAACUCCCUGUGUAAAGAGAUGGUAUACAGCGACUUUUGGUAUCAUGAUACCGAAGUCUGCAAGAGAUUGGACAGAAAUGGCGCUGCACAUGCGCGCGCACAAACAUUAUGCCUCUGCUUGGUCACAGACUGACAGAGUGAUUCAACAGGCCUCGCACCAGAGAUCCCAGAGGACCUCUACAUGUUGAUCAAGAAGGUACGUCACAACUGCUUCUGUGCAAAAUUGGCGGGAUGUGACCUGACAUAUUCAUGUUCAGGCCGUUGCCGUCCGCAAGCACCUCGAGCGCAACCGCAAGGACAAGGACAGCAAGUUCCGUCUUAUUCUGAUCGAGUCCCGUAUCCACCGUCUCUCCCGCUACUACAAGACCGUCGGCGCCCUCCCACCAACCUGGAGAUACGAGAGCGCCACCGCCUCCACCCUUGUCGCAUAA
Messenger RNA from Lecanosticta acicola, 741 nucleotides. Lineage: Eukaryota; Fungi; Ascomycota; Dothideomycetes; Mycosphaerellales; Mycosphaerellaceae. The record is from the annotation of a GenBank genome assembly.